AAAAAAAAAAAAACAAUAAGAGCCUUUUUGAAUAAAAUUCCCGGUGUAUUUACCUAUUCUGAAUAUAAAUGUAAUCGAUUGAAAAUAAGUGUUCAUACCUUAUAUAACUUCAAUCGGAAUUGUUUUAUCGCUGAAGUGUGGUCGAUUGUCACUAUUGUGUUUUGUUGUCUUUUGGAUGUAAAUCAAACAAAUUUAAACAGUUUUUAGAGGGCAGCUCAAUAUACAAUAAGUUUUUUGGAACAUAAUUAGAAACACAAUUCGUGAUGUGGCGGCUACACGACUAGCACCGAAUUGACUGAUUUUAAUAUUUUGUCAGGCAUCCAAUAAAUACGUGCGUUACAAGAAAGUGAUGCAGUCUUUGAGUCCCUCAGAAGUCGACAUGUACAGAGAAGCCUUUAGUUUUUUCGACAAAACAAAGAAAGGGUACAUAGUGGCGGACGACUUUGAACGAGCAUUAACAAGAAUCAAUCAGAUCAGUCAAACUACCACAACCAGGGAAGAGGCAGAAAGUCUGGUCAAAGAAUAUGAUGUGAAUGGUGAUGGCAAAAUAACGUUUGAGGAGUUAGUUGUUUCUAUUGUAAAACGGUUAGAGACUAAGGACAGGGACUCUCAACUUCAGAAACUGUUUAAGAAUUUCGAUUCUGACAAUGACGGCGCACUAAACAAAGAGGAAUUUGUCGCUCUGCUGGGCUCUUUAGAUGACAAAAUAUCAGCCACAGACAUUGAAGAAAUUCUAGCAGAUUUUGACGAAAAUGAAUCGGGUUUAAUGCAAUACAACGAUUUUUCAAAAAUAAUGAAACAGCUUGUUUGAAAGGAGCUAACACGGAACUCCGCUGCACAUCCAAGAAAAGACUGACUUCAGGUUUUGAAGGCGCUCCUGAGUUAAAAGGCAUUUUCUUUGGAACUGGCCAUAAGACAAAAUAUUCUGAUAUAAUGGAGACAAGUAUAAAAAUGAACAACGAAUAAUGAAAUUAUGAAGAUUGAACUGCUAUACUUAGUUAAAUAUAACUGUCGUUUUAAUACA
Molecule: messenger RNA, 1024 nt
Organism: Saccostrea echinata
Lineage: Eukaryota; Metazoa; Mollusca; Bivalvia; Ostreida; Ostreidae
Product: troponin C-like
Exons: 5
Coding region: 350-811 (153 amino acids)
Molecular function (GO): calcium ion binding
Source: RefSeq, a predicted model, not a curated record